Messenger RNA from Gadus chalcogrammus (walleye pollock), 1875 nucleotides. RefSeq lists its product as uncharacterized. The transcript has 13 exons. The coding region runs from base 1 to 1875 and encodes 624 amino acids. The record is from RefSeq and is a predicted model, not a curated record. Lineage: Eukaryota; Metazoa; Chordata; Actinopteri; Gadiformes; Gadidae.
AUGUCUUCUCUGGGCGCACGGAGAGAGUUUAAAACCGGACCGCUGUACUUCUUUGACCAGAAUAAAGACCACACGGUCAACGGUGAAUCAAACGUUUGUGAUAGGAUCCCAGACCAGAAAGUGGUCGAUCCGUUGGGAGCCUAUAAGGAUGCUGCCCCUGAGCUGCUGGGGGAACUGGAGUCCCUUCUCUCCCGGUACCAGUGGUCCGAGGAGGGCUGUAUUCCACGGGGAGUCGUCAACAUCCUCAACUGCUCGUCACAAGAUCUGACCGCUGUUGUGUUGGAAAGUGGGAAAAGUCCCUUUCAAGGGGCCCACUGCGCAAAACACACUCUGAAUCUGAAAUCACAUAUCCCAGUGGCCGAUAGGAAUACGCCGAAGGAGCUCAUCGUAGAGAGCGUGAGAAAACUGAAAAAGAAGAAGUCCUCCCCAAAACUUCCCUUCGAGAGGAAAGUAAAACCGCGACCAGAUUUGCCAACGAGGGCUUUUUCCCCUGACGCACACAAAGACAGAGCUAAUGCCUCUUCCAGCAUCAGCUUCUCCAUGUCUUCAAAGAUCUGCAAGGACCAAGGAUGGAUCGUGGAGGCCGCGCGGCUGUGCUACGAGGAGCCCCAGCGGAGUGCCGUGUGGCAGUGGGUGCUCCAACGGCUGCAGAGCGCCCAGAUACCAAUAGAGCUGCAAGCCACCAGAGACCGAGAGAGAGGUCUGGACAAGCCUCCCGUAGUCCGCCACUACGGGGCGGUCCGGUCCCACUAUAGAAACAAGAGGGCCGUCGUAGACGAGCAGCGCCCCUUCGUCCUCGUCCAUGGGAUGCCCCAGAUCCCACAGGUACACCGAGAGGACCCGUCCGAACGGAAACUUCACUACGGGACCCCGGACGGCUCCUCGGUUGUCUAUUACCCGUCCGGGGGCGUGGCGGUGUGCCAGACCGGGUCGGGUUUGCCCUGCGGAGGCUUCUACACCAACGUGUUCAGCGACCGCCCGAGCCCCGCGGUCAUCGCUAGCAUGACCGCGUUCGGGCGCGGUGCCGCCACGCAUGCCGUCAGUGGGGUCGUCUCGGCUGUUUGGGACCGAGCUGGGGGGAAGCUUUGUGGCCCGGACGGCACCGUGACCAAAGAGUGGUCCUGGCUGAGAGGUUCGGGCUCCAAGGAGAGGGUUCUCAUACAGGUCUCAGAUUCAAUCUCUGUCAAACUACUGAACGGCACUUCUGGCCUGCUCCGCUUCAAGUGUCAAGGAGAAACGAUCCAACUUCCUCUCUCGGCCCUGUCCAGCAUGCCACCGCCCACAGACACGGUGUAUGUGGAGCCCAACCAGAGGUUAAUGACCCGCAAGGAGCCAAUGCUUCCAAAGAGGAGGGUUCCUGGGCACAGUGCAGAGAGCAGGCUGCUGCCGGUCCAAACCGCAAGCGCUGAUCGCUCAAGAAGGCGGCGCAGGUUUUCCGGCAACAGGAAGGUUGCUGGUGAUGCGGUGCCCUUGAGCAAGGCACCUGAAACCCCCGCCUGCUCCCCGGGCGUUGCACUGCGGCUGCCCACUGCUCCGGCUGUUCUGGUGUGCCCCCGUGUGUUCACCGGCUCCCAGAUGGGGCUCCGGUGUCCGGACAUCGAGCGGCUGCCAGGGGCCCCGCGGAGAGCCCGGCGCCCGGCGGUCGCCGCCCCGCACUCCCUCAACCCCCUGGGGUGGGAAGACCCCCGGCCGGGCCCCCCCCCCACAGCGGACCCGCCCAGACACCUCUCCGCAGCGGGGGGCUUCCCGUUACGCGCCUCCACGGGGGACGACUGGGCCAGGUCCAUCUUGACACCUCGGAGAGCGGUGAAGGAGGAGUCCCGGGUCACUCAGGUCGGAGCCCUGCGUGUCCACAGCAACAUCAGACUGGAGUAA